Messenger RNA from Esox lucius (northern pike), 3151 nucleotides. It is a transcript of the gene ntn4, whose product is annotated as netrin 4. Lineage: Eukaryota; Metazoa; Chordata; Actinopteri; Esociformes; Esocidae. Gene Ontology annotation, molecular function: protein binding. The record is from RefSeq and is a predicted model, not a curated record. The transcript has 10 exons. Bases 440 to 2326 code for a protein of 628 amino acids. Gene Ontology annotation, biological process: substrate adhesion-dependent cell spreading; basement membrane assembly; cell migration. Gene Ontology annotation, cellular component: laminin trimer.
GCAAAGAGACGGGGCGGAGCCGCAAGCCGCUGUCACUCUCGCAAUAUUCCAAAGAUAUAUAUCUUCAGGCUAAAGCAAGCAAAUCAACUGUAAGGUAGCAGGUCCUGACGAAGACGAGAAGAGGACGCGAGAGCAUAAACCAUAUCAGUUCUCGGCAUUUGGAGAAGUACAGCCUAAGUAAUACUUUUCUCCCAGGGUGUCUGAACCGCCUGUGUUGUCAAACGGGGGUCUUUGUGCUUCUGAUUGUUAUUGAAAGGGGAUGAAGCCUUUACUUGCUUUGAACCGGGGCAUUUGGCUUUACGUUGGCGGAUGAAAUCUUGCAUCUAUUUGUCAUUUAAAUAACUCCAGCGGGAUUUCGUGUUGUCCAUUCACACGGCUUGUCUUGAGAUACACUCAGUGAUCAACUCUUUUUGGGAAUAGUUAUUUUUGAGUUGGAACAAUGAUGUUGUGGACUUUAUUCGCUGUUUUCAUCUGGACCGGACAAUCUGGUAUUGUUGCAGAUGUGGGUCGGGAAGGAGGCAUGGCCCCUCGCUGUGAAAGCCGGGCGUGUAACCCUCGCAUGGGAAACCUGGCCCUGGGCCGCGUGGUUCUGACCCAGACGGUGUGUGGUUACAACGGCACGGAGCCCUACUGCUCCCACCCCGACCCCGCCUCCUCCGCGGAGCCCUGCCCCCCGGCCAGGUGCGGCGAGUGCAACGCGGCCCUCCCGUCACACGCCCACCUCGCCGCCGCCAUGGCCGACUCCUCUUUCCGCCACCCCAACACCUGGUGGCAGUCGGCCGGCGGGGCGGAGUCCGAGACGCUGCAGCUGGAUCUGGAGGCAGAGUUCAUCUUCACCCACCUCAUCAUGGUGUUCCGCUCGCCCCGGCCCGGCGCCAUGGUACUGGAGCGCUCUCGGGACUUUGGGCACACGUGGAAGCCCACGCAGUACUAUGCCAGGAACUGCAGCGCCACCUUCGGGCAGGCAGAGGGAGCGGCGGGGCCAGACGGGACACCCUGUACAUCCAAAUAUUCUGGAGCUUACCCCUGUACCAGGGGAGAGGUAAUCUACCGCGCCCUCCCCCAGUGGGAAUCCCUUGACCCGUAUGGGGCUGCGGGCCAGGAGCAGCUGAGGGUCACCAAUGUCCGCGUACGCCUUCUGGAGCGCCAGUCCUGUCCAUGCCAGGCCAAACGGGCCGUCUCAGACGCCGGACCCCUGCCCGGCCAGCACUUCGCCGUCUAUGACCUCAUCGUGAAAGGCAGCUGCUUCUGCAAUGGGCAUGCCGAGCAGUGUGUCCCUGCACCCGGCUACCGCCCUGUCAGGGACAGAACCAGCCAUGUGGUUCACGGGAAGUGUGUUUGCAGGCACAGCACUGCAGGUGUCCACUGCGAGCGUUGCUCUCCGCUCUACAACGACCGACCCUGGCAACCUGCGGACGGACUCACAGGGGCCCCGCACGAGUGCAGGAAGUGUAAGUGCAACGGCCACGCCCAGAGCUGCUCUUUUGAUUGGUCUGCGUGGCGGGCGUCUGGCCAGCGCAGUGGAGGCGUGUGCGACUGUCUACACAACACGGAGGGACGCAACUGUCAGAGCUGUAAGAGCGGCUUCUACAGGGACCCCCAGAGACCACAUACCGCCCAGGACUCCUGUAGACCCUGUGGCUGCCACCCCCUGGGGUCCCUCCCCUUCCACCUGGGCGGAGGAUCCCUGUGUGACCCGGCCAACGGGGACUGCGUCUGCAAGCCUGGCGUCGGGGGUGCCCGCUGCGACAGGUGCAUGGUGGGCUAUUGGGGUUUCCAUGACUACGGCUGCCGUCCGUGCGACUGCGCGGGAGACUGCGACCCCUUCACAGGAGACUGCAUGUUGGGGUCAGAUCUGGAAGUGUAUAAUCUGGAGGGUAACUCCAGCGAGCCGAUGAGGAUCUUCGGGGCAGAUGAGCAUUUCUCUGCUCUACACUACUCCGAGAAAUGUGAGUGUAAGGAGAAGGUUCUAGCAAACAGCAAACUCUUCUGCACCAUGAAGUUUGCCUAUGUGUUGAAGGUAAAGAUCUUGUCAGCCCAUGAUAAGGGAUCCCAUGCGGAGGUAGAGGUCAAGGUUCAGAAAGUGUUGAGUCAGAACACUAAGGUUAAGAUCCAGAGAGGCCGAGUUACACUCUACCCGGAGUCCUGGACGACACGGGGCUGUACCUGCCCCAUCCUCAACCCAGGUGGGGAGUACUUGGUGGCAGGGCAUGCUGACAGGAAGCACAACCGUCUAAUCGUCAACAUGAAGAGCUUCGUCAAGCCCUGGAGAGCCAGCCUGGGACGCAAGGUCCUCACGCUACUGAAGAAAGACUGCACCUGGUAGAUGCUAGGCAGACCGGAGGACAGCGGGAGAAAGACUGACUGAGAGACCGAGGAUAAACAAGAGACUGACGUGUUUGUUUUUGCCUUUUCUGAAAGGGGAGUGGUCUCAUGGAGAUUGGGACUAAAUAGACAAUAAGGCUCUGCUCCUAUCUGUCAUGGGCCAAUGAGAGCAUGAGGCUGUCAGAGAUGACAUACACAGACUCCAUGAGUGUCUGUUUAAGUGAAAGUUUGGCCCCCUCUCCCGUGCAAACAUGCAGACCCAGCCACUCCCUCUCUGUAGCACUUUAGCCCAGGGCAGAAGGGUCAGUGGGAUCAUUGGUCAAGAUGUGGACCUAAAGACGGGUUAACAGGACUUCACACGUUUGAGCCCUUGGGACCUGUGUAGGAAAGCUUCAGGAUUUCCCAGUGCUUUUGGUGGAUGGGGACCAGUGUCUCUGUCCCAGAUGUGUUUUGUUGCAAUGAACUGUGAUGCUGUGUAACAGAUUCAGAUGUGUUUAAACACACAGCAUGAUGUUAAAUGCGUCAUGCAUACCAUUGACUACAGGUUGUUUAGUCAAGGGGUGCGUGCGUCUCUGCCUAUGUGUGUGAGUGUGUGUGUGUGUGUAGCUGUGUGUGUGUGAUGAGCCCAAAUCCAUCCAGCUUCAGUCCAAUUGAUCUGUUUCCUGCUCUGAGAUUUGGGCAGGGAUAGCCUCUUGAGCAAAAUACACAUCACAUAUGAGCUCCUAAUGUGUAAUAUGGCUGUGAUUUACGGGCCUUUGUCCUCCUCCCUAUAUGUGCUCCUGUACAGUAUUGCUUGUAUAUAUCUAUAUAAAUAUGUUUGUCAAUC